AUGGAAGAGAAAAGGCUCAUCCGAAAACUAGAUCGUCGUAUCUUACCCAUAGCAUGUUUACUCUACUUGUUUGCUUACUUGGAUCGCUCUAAUUUGGGCAAUGCUCGAGUUCUCACUGGGACUAACGAUGGGAAACCACCUCUUCCCACCGAUGCACUCGGUGGUGACCCGACAGGAAUCCUCUUUGACUGGGUCAACUCGGCAUUCUUCUUUUCCUACAUUCUUUGUCAAGUACCUGCCACAAUUCUGUCCAAGUUGGUUGCCCCUCGCAUAUGGUUGGCUUUAGCUGCCAUUGGAUGGGGAACCUGCUCAACACUAAUGUCCACCGGUUUUGAUUUCGGCGGUCUGAUGACCACCAGAGUGUUUUUGGGAAUAUUUGAAGCGGGAUUCGGUCCCGCGAUCCCUCUUUAUUUCUCGCUUUUUUACACGAAGGAGGAAAUGGGCUUGCGAAUGGCUUACUGGUUCGGGUUCGCAGCCGUUGCUGGAGCCUUCGGUGGGAUAGUCGCGUUUGGAAUACAAAACGCGAUUCUGCCUUUCAGUAAUUGGCGCCUUCUCUUCAUUGUCGAGGGAUUGCCAGCCAUUUGCCUGGGAAUAAUGACGUUCUUUUUCCUUCCAGACCGGCCGGAAUCUACGCAUUAUUUAGAUGAGAGGGAAAGAGAGAUAGCUAUUGCAAGAAUGAAUCGCGGAACGAGCGGUGAUGUUGGAGCUGUUGUCAAUAGAUCUCAUAUCUCCAUGGCAUUUCGGGACUGGAGGAUCUAUACUGGAGGAGUGAUAUACUUCGCACUCAAUUGUUCUUUGGCCUCCACCUCCGCUUUCCUCCCGACCAUUCUAAAAACACUGGGUUUUAGUUCUGCCCGAGUUCAGUUGAUGACUGUGCCACCAUAUGCUGUUGCAGCGUUUGUUAUCGUACUAGGCUCUUGGAUAUCGGAUAGAUUGCAAAGUAGAGGCAUUCCUAUAGCAUUGGCUUCUUUAGUUGGAGGCGUCGGAUACUUAAUCCUUCUCUUUGUCCCGACUAACCUACACGCCCGAUACUUUGCAACGUUCUGUAUCACUAGCGGUACCUAUACCAGCAUUGGCAUCAUAAUCGCUUGGUUUGCGCAUAAUCUUGGGUCUGAAACCAAAAAAGCGACGGGCAUCCCAAUGUUCAUGGCUAUAGGUCAAUGCGGCAGUAUCCUCGGAUCUCAUCUCUUCCCAACCACCGAGGGUCCUCGAUACAUAAAAGGAUUUGCGGUCUGCUGUGGCCUUGAAAUUUUCGGGGCUCUUUGCGCGUUGGUUAUGACGAUCUCUUACCGUCUCGACAACGCUCGUAGAAACAAGCUACACGGAGUUCCCAAAGAGGAUGCUCGAGUGGAUGUCGCAGAAAUGGCGGACAAGGCUCCUACUUUCCGUUAUAUUAUUUAA
This is a messenger RNA of Lentinula edodes (shiitake mushroom), 1401 nucleotides long. Its product is annotated as major facilitator superfamily domain-containing protein. The record is from RefSeq and is a predicted model, not a curated record. The transcript is spliced from 17 exons. Gene Ontology annotation, molecular function: transmembrane transporter activity. Gene Ontology annotation, cellular component: membrane. Gene Ontology annotation, biological process: transmembrane transport. Bases 1 to 1401 code for a protein of 466 amino acids. Lineage: Eukaryota; Fungi; Basidiomycota; Agaricomycetes; Agaricales; Omphalotaceae.